UAACCAUACAAUAUGUGUUUAUCAACGUGUUAUCUAUCUGUUUAUUUAUCAAUGUAUGUUUAAGAUAAGUAUAAUAACUGUGUAACGAACAUUACGGUCAGGUUGAACAGGAUUUACUGAUGCAAGAUGUCGUACAAAGUAGAAACCCUAAGUAAGAACGCUACAACAACUAUUGGAGAAGCGCCUCAUUGGGACGAGCUAACCCAGACAUUGCUUUUCGUGGACUUGCUAGCUGGCAAUGUGCAUCGUUAUAACACGUUUAAUAAAAUAGAGGAAAAGCGACAUAUCGGUGAACAUGUAUCACUAGUGGUACCAAGAAAAUGUGGAGGUUAUGUGGUAGGCACUGGUGUAAAUAUCUCCCAUCUUGAUUGGGUGUCGGGUAAUCUAACAACAUUAGCUACAGUGGAAGUGCCAGAAGGUGGCAAAUUUAACGACGGAAAAUGUGACGCUUCUGGGCGGUUAUGGGCAGGAACAGUUGGUCCGAAACUCUCACCGACCGUGUUCAAACCGGAAUCCGCGUUUUUGUACAGUCUAGAUACAAAGCAGAACAUUAAACAACAUUUGGAUAAAAUAACCAUAUCUAAUGGUAUGACGUGGACCAAUAAUAACACCAAAAUGUAUUAUAUUGAUUCAACUCCUAGAAUUAUAUAUUCCUUUGAUUAUAAUCUGACUGAUGGAACUUUGGCAAAUAAACAAGAGUUAAUCAAGUUCCCACAGGAAAACUUUAAAACCCUGGGUAAUCCCGAUGGUAUGACGUCAGAUGUUGACGGUAAAAUAUGGUGUGCGUUUUUUGGUGGAAGUUGUGUUAUCCGGUUCGACCAAGAGACUGGUCAAGAGAUUUCCAGAAUUGAUUUACCAACAAGUCUGAUCACUUCCUGUUGUUGGGGCGGUAAGAAUUUUGACGAGCUUUACGUCACAUCCGCUAAACGUGGACUUACUGACGAGUUAGCUGGAUCAGUGUUUAGAGUUACGGGUCUUGGAACAAGCGGAACCCGUGCUGAGACAUAUUGGGGAUAAACAUAUAUGGAUGGAUGAUAUAUUUUUUAAAAAAAGAUGACGACAUUAAAAAUAGCUGCUUUUAAUAUAUCUAUGAAUAAGUUCAUGUCAUAAAUUCA
Messenger RNA from Patella vulgata (common limpet), 1115 nucleotides. RefSeq names its product regucalcin. The transcript is spliced from 6 exons. The record is from RefSeq and is a predicted model, not a curated record. The coding region runs from base 127 to 1017 and encodes 296 amino acids. Gene Ontology annotation, biological process: L-ascorbic acid biosynthetic process. Lineage: Eukaryota; Metazoa; Mollusca; Gastropoda; Patellidae. Gene Ontology annotation, molecular function: gluconolactonase activity; calcium ion binding.